Molecule: messenger RNA, 395 nt
Organism: Oppiella nova
Lineage: Eukaryota; Metazoa; Arthropoda; Arachnida; Sarcoptiformes; Oppiidae
Source: the annotation of a GenBank genome assembly
UGUCGUUCAGCCAAUGGCGAGAUCUGUUGCGCAUCCAGUUCUGGAUCGGAGGCGUCAUAUUCCUCGGGAUGUUUGAAAAGGCGGUGUUUUAUGCGGAGUACCAGUCCAUCAACUCGACGGGCGUGUCGGUGAAGGGGGCGGUGCUGUUCGCGGAGGUAUUGUCGUGUUUUAAGCGAACUCUGGCCCGAAUGCUAGUCAUUAUAGUGUCGUGUGGUUUCGGGAUUGUUAAACCUCGAUUGGGACCGAUAUUACAUCGGGUGGUAUGUGUUGGCGGUCUGUACUUCAUUCUCGGGUCACUGGAAGCCGUACUUCGCAUCUAUAAGCCAAAGAACGAUCCGACGAAUCAGACACUAAUGGCUGGCAUACCGUUGGCUGUAUUGGAUUCAGUGAUCUGU